AUCUGAAGAAACGAGAUCAGUUGAAUAUGUUGCAUGUGAAAGAACUUCUCACCUUAGGUCGAAAAUUGUUUGUUUUGUCGAUAAAACGAUAUGGGGAUGAGCAUUGUCAUGCAGCAGUAUAACCUGUUGCGUUCCUUGGCCAGUAAACAAUCGUUUCUCUUCCAUUUUCUUGCUCAGAGCAAUUGCCGAGCGCAACAGCAAUCACUCCAUUUUACUGAAUGUAGAAUGGCGGAUGAUAAGAGACAGAAACAAAUUCGUUUCUAUUCAGAUAAACAUAACCGUCGUCUCAUACAACAACAAAAUGAAGCUGAUGUAUACAGAAUUUUUGGUGCAUUAGAAAAUCUGCCACCAUCAUUUAUCCCUAUCCAAACGAUUAAUCCAAGUGGAAAUGAGAGAUUGAUUCAUACUAGUGAUCAAAUAUUGGAACAUAAUGAUAUACAUGAGGUAUUAAAUAAUGAAAACGAUGACUCUGACUGCAAUAGCAGUAUUCAUAGUUAUGAAUAUCCAAAUUUCAAUUCAAGUGACGAUAAUGAAACAGAAGCAUCAGAUAUAGAGUCGAUUGAGGAUGAAGCAGAGAAUGAUGAUGAAAUUAUGAUUAAUGAUAACUUCAUACAAGAUAUUGCUACAUGGAUGAGACAAUUCAAAACAUCACAAGAAGCCAAGGUUGAUUUAUUGAGAAUUUUAAAUUUACAUACUAAUGUAAAAUUUCCAAAGGAUCCACGAAAACUUCUCCAUACUCCUACAUCUACAGAUGUUAAAGAAAUGUGUCAAGGACAAUACUGGCAUAGUGGUUUAAGAAAUGCAAUAAUAAAUAUUUUGAAUAAAAGGCAAUAUUUACAAUUUACAUUUAGAUAAUAAAACAGUUAAUCUCUUCAUAAAUGUUGAUGG
This is a messenger RNA of Harpegnathos saltator (Jerdon's jumping ant), 888 nucleotides long. RefSeq lists its product as uncharacterized. The transcript is spliced from 3 exons. NCBI's taxonomy places the organism in Eukaryota, Metazoa, Arthropoda, Insecta, Hymenoptera, Formicidae. Bases 91 to 855 code for a protein of 254 amino acids. The record is from RefSeq and is a predicted model, not a curated record.